UAUCAUUUCGCCCAAAAAAAAAAGGGUUGAUUGAUUCCCUCUGCCCUUCUCCCCUGCUCGUUCUCUGUCAUCGGCUACCCUCACCUCAGUGACCAACCCACUUCAACCAGGUUCUCCAAGACAAGCUUUAGAUGACUCUGGUGAUUCAUGGCCAGCAUUCCGUACAAUUUACUUCCGUUCCACACCCCUGGGAUUUGGGGGCUUCAGUUGCUAAAGUAGAAGAUCCUCAAAUGGGAGACCAACGUCACCAACCCACAUCAAAUCCCACGAUUGAAUUGCAAGGGGAUGAGUUUUGGCCACUCUCGAAGAAACCCUUUUUUGAAGUCAUCAUCAGAAAAGCAAAUGUCAAGCCCUCUUAUCAAAUGGUGAUCCCGGCCAAAUUUCAACCAACACUACCUUCCUGUUCAAUUCCUACGGUUCUCACGUUUGGGGGCAAAAACUGGGAGAUGACAUACACUGGUGGAUCCAUUCAGAGAAAGUUCGAUAUUAACUGGAGAGAAUUUGUCAACGACAACAAUUUGAAGGUUGGAGAUGCAUGUGUAUUUGAACUUCUGGAGUGCAGCAGCACAAAACUGGCAUUCAGAGUCCAAAUUCUCAGAGGUGACAUCCCAUCUGAACUUCUAGGCAAUCUCAAGGGUGAUACUGUAGAUGCACCAAUUAUUAUUGAUUAGUAUAUUCGAUAUUCCCUGCCUCUUUCAUCAAUGCUCUCAGUUUCCCGAGUACAUUAUUGUCAGGAGCGAAUAUAAUUUGAAUUUGUGGAACUCCAGCAGAUCCUGUUAAGGAUGCUAGAUCUGUAUACUAUUGAGUCCCUUAUGUUGUUCCAGUCUAGGCCUUAUGGUGUAAUCUGACAUGAUAUUUUAUAUAUAAGAAUCUAUUUUAUGCACAUUUGGA
This is a messenger RNA of Malus domestica (apple), 891 nucleotides long. RefSeq names its product B3 domain-containing protein Os04g0386900-like. NCBI's taxonomy places the organism in Eukaryota, Viridiplantae, Streptophyta, Magnoliopsida, Rosales, Rosaceae. Gene Ontology annotation, molecular function: DNA binding. The record is from RefSeq and is a predicted model, not a curated record.